Rhipicephalus sanguineus (brown dog tick) is the source of this 642-nucleotide messenger RNA. RefSeq names its product glutathione S-transferase 1. The transcript is spliced from 6 exons. The record is from RefSeq and is a predicted model, not a curated record. Gene Ontology annotation, biological process: glutathione metabolic process. Gene Ontology annotation, molecular function: glutathione transferase activity. NCBI's taxonomy places the organism in Eukaryota, Metazoa, Arthropoda, Arachnida, Ixodida, Ixodidae. Bases 1 to 642 code for a protein of 213 amino acids.
AUGCCGCAGUACAAGCUGGUCGACUACAAGGUUCCGUCGUCCGGGCGCCUCGCGGCUCUGCUGUUCACCUACGCCGGCGUCGAGUUCGAGUACGUCACCUACGAGAAGUCCAAGGCGACCGAGGCUGAAGCCGACGCACCGUUCGGCUCGCUGCCGGUGCUGUACGCAGACGGCGAGAUGUUGGGUGCAGAUUACGCCAUAUGCGUCUACAUCGCCAGGCAGUACGGUCUCGAAGGCAAGGACGCCCGGGAGGCUACCAAGUGCGCCACCAUUGUCACUGGUAUCGCCUCUCUCUUCUCCAGCGUUCGUCACGCAAAGCCCCAGAGACUGGCUCCCGAAGAAGACACUUGCUGGUCUCCCGACAAGGAGAUUUACAAACUCGCCGAAGCCAAGGAUUUGCGAGAGAAGGUGCCGAGAUACCUGCGGUACUUCGAGAAGCUCCUCAAGGACAACGGUACCGAAUACUUCGUAGGCAACCAGCUUACGUGGGCCGACCUGGCGGUGACGUUCUCGUGCGUGCAGCUGCUGCAGCGCUUCCACGGGGCCCUGGACAGCCACGCGCAUCUGAAGGCGCACUACGAGCGUGUCACCGCCCUGCCCCUGGUGCGGGCCUUCCUCGACCAGCAACAGGCGGCCGUAUAA